GCGUGCGCAGGUGCAAGCGCGCGCAAAGCCCGGAAGUGGGGCUGUCUAGCCCGGCAGUUGCGGGCUAUGGAGGAUUUCCCGCCGAGUUGCGGGCCGGUUGGUGAGGAGCCGGCCGAGGAGGCCGAGGCCCAGGUGGCGGCCUGGAGCGGGGACAGCGGCAAUGUGUCGCAGAGCCACAGCAGCGCCUCGGGGCCGUGGGAGGACGAGGGUCCGGAGUCGGGCGCGCCGAGCCGGGACCCGCCGCUGCUGCGCCGCGCCGCCGCGGGCUACGCCUCCUGCCUGCUGCCCGGCGCGGGGGCGCGGCCCGAGAUCGAGGCGCUGGACGCGAGCUUGGAGGACCUGCUCACCAGGGUGGACGAGUUUGUGGGCAUGCUGGACAUGCUGCGCGGCGACUCCUCGCACGUAGUCGGCGAGGGCGUGCCUCUCAUUUACGCCAAAGCCACCGAGAUGCGGCGAGUCUACAGCAAGAUCGACCGGCUGGAGGCCUUCGUGGGCAUGGUCAGCGCCAGUGUGGCCAGGCUGGAGGAGCAGGUCGCCAGGGCGGAGGCCGAGCUGGGGACGUUCCCCAGUACGUUCAGGAAAUUGCUGCACACGAUUAACGUGCCCUCCUUUUUCCACAAGGCGCCCUCCGGCAGGUCCCAGCCGACCGGCUACGAACCCCCCGUCGUCUUUCGGACGGAAGACCACUUUCCCUGUUGCAGCGAAAGACCUCAGGUCUGAGUCUGCUGGACAGCGCUGCAAGAGGACAGGUCUGAAAUUAUCUCGACUGUUAAUCAGAUCAGUUGAAAUUCCUGUUACCGGACACCUCUGAUUUUGGAGUAUGGAAUUGUAAAGUUUGUUUUUUGCACACUUGAUUGCUCACUCUCCUCAUUUCACGUGGAAUGUAUGGUUUUCUGUGUCUUCCAGUUCAAACUUGAAACACGAAAGGUGCUUGGUGGGGGAAUCCCGGAAGCAAAAUGUAUGAAGUUCCUGCGCACUGUGGCAGAACUGUUACUUUUAGGCAUUUUACAGCUCAACUAACAGUAUUAUUACCUUUUCAACAUUUGUGUAUUUGCAAUACUCUUAGGAAAACUACUGAGCCCUUAAAGCCUUGUUAAUUGGAGCCUAACAACUUAUUGACCAGAGACGUAUUCAUACGUCUUUUGUUACCCAAACUAUUGCCUGGAGACAGUUCGAUAUUCUCUUACAGAACAAAGCAACGGCCACAGCUGUUAAUUUCUGCAAACGUCUUCCAAUCAGUAAAGUGCUGAUCGUGAUUCAGAUCUCUAGAGCAUACUUUAGGGUAAAUGGUUUCAGGACCCUAGUUCUCUGACCAGGGAUUGAAGAGCACAGGAACCACUUAGCACGUCAGGAGUACCUGGGACAUCGUCUCAUCCACCCCAGGACAGCCUUGGGCACCCAGGAGUCACCCUGGACACGCUCAUAAAAUUGGGUGCUGAUAAUUCACACAUAGCAAGUUCACACAUGUGAAAUGAGGCAGUAAGCACCUGUCGCUUAUCCUCCAAGCUAGAACUUUCAGGAAUAUGAGCCUUGGCCCAUAUCCUGGAGUCAGCAUGGUGUGGAGCUGCUGACUGAGCUAGGACAGGGGGCCACAGAGUCCUUAAAGGGCCAGUGAAGAGAAUUACAAGCCACCUGGUCUCACAACUACUCACUCCAUCCUUGUGCAAAAACAGCCAUGGACAACAUGUAAACAAACAUGCAAGCUGUAUGUAAUAAAUACACAAAUAAAUACAUAAGUAAAUAAAACUA
Bubalus bubalis (water buffalo) is the source of this 1749-nucleotide messenger RNA. RefSeq names its product biogenesis of lysosomal organelles complex 1 subunit 4 (gene BLOC1S4). Gene Ontology annotation, cellular component: BLOC-1 complex. The record is from RefSeq and is a predicted model, not a curated record. NCBI's taxonomy places the organism in Eukaryota, Metazoa, Chordata, Mammalia, Artiodactyla, Bovidae. The coding region runs from base 67 to 720 and encodes 217 amino acids. The transcript is spliced from 3 exons.